Molecule: messenger RNA, 714 nt
Organism: Caenorhabditis remanei
Lineage: Eukaryota; Metazoa; Nematoda; Chromadorea; Rhabditida; Rhabditidae
Exons: 4
Coding region: 1-714 (237 amino acids)
Source: RefSeq, a predicted model, not a curated record
AUGAAGAUACUUCUCGUCUUCAUCGGGAUCCUAGCGAUAACCAUUCAUCAUGUGUCAUCUGCAAUAAGUGACAAAAAGUCGAUAUCCAACAAGGAAGAAUACCUGAAUUCAUUUAAUGAUUUGAGAAGAGAAUAUGCGAAGAAGAGUAGAAUUCCAAACAUGCACAAACUGGUCUGGGACGAUUAUAUGGAAACUCAAGUUCAAAUGAACGACUUCAGUGAAAACGGAAAAACGAUGCGUGUGAGUCGUCGGGAUGGGAACGACGCCGACAAAGAGUGGCGUCAUAAAAUGGUUUACGACCAUUAUUGGGCGGAUAGUACGCGAGAAACAAUGAUAAAACAAAGCAUAAAUCAUCAUAUGGCUGGUCUCGAAGAUCUUACUCCACAUCAGAAAAAAAUCGGAUGUGCACCGUAUAACUACAGUGCAGUGCUAGAUGGAAAGAAUACCAUAACCCAAACUAUGUGUUUUCUUGCUCCAGAAGGAAGCUUUACUUCGUGGAACAUGACAAGAGGAGAUGCUGGAUCGAAGUGUACGAAAGGAUAUGAAAAUGAUGAUGGGUUAUGUUCACCAGUUGCUAAAUCUGAGAAAGUGUCGAGUGGAGGGAGUCUAGAGAAUUCUCAAAAUGGGACGGCUACUAACUCAUCUGGUAUCAACGAGAAGACUUAUGAAAUCAGCCUCAUCUUCUUGCUUUUUGUGAUCCACACAAUGUUCUAA